UGCGCUGUCCUGGCCGGGUGGGAUAUUUCGUCAGCUUUUUUAUUUGCGCUGCAUGGCCGUCAUUUAUAAAUAAGCGUGAAUCGCGUGUGAGUGGUUUUAGCCGGGGGAGGGUUCCUCCCUUAAGGGAGGGCUCAGGAAAGUCAAGGUUUGAUUAUAUCACGUUUUAACACAUCCUUUAUGCUGCAGGGCGGGCCAGCGCUGUGUUGUAUCGGUGCCCCCCGAGAGCUGCCGGCCCGGCGGGUUCAAUUCCCGAGGGAGAGCUUGUUCCCGGCUGGAAUUCCCUGCCGAUCCGGGGCUGCUCAGCCCCCCUCACUGCCGGGGAACGUCCGAACAAAGGGGGCUGCUUUGUCUUUUUUUUUUUUUGAAGCAAAACCGACACGCCCCGAAACUGCCCUUGCCGGGAGCGGGGGGAUCGGCGGCUGCCCUGCCUGGAGAGCGCUCGGGAUGUUCUUCCUGGAGCUUGAGUUCGUCCCGCGCAAUGUCUGGAACUGAUGAUUUUUCGUUGGCAGAUGCUUUACCAGACCAGUCGCCCGCUAAAACCUCCAAAGUGAGCAGCUCCAAGCCUGGCCAGCAGCCCGGGCAGCCUCCGCAGGGCUGGCCGGCUUCCAACCCUUGGAAUAACCCCAGCGCCCCCCCUAUGACACCGACGGGACUGCCACCGAACACGUCCGCUUCCAGCGUGCCCUUCGGACCUCCUCCCACGGGAAUGUAUCCUUCAAUGCCCCCGGGACCGCCUGCUCCAUUUCCUCCUCCUCCUACCGGACCCUCCUGCCCUCCUCCUGGUGGUCCAUAUCCACCCCCAACUGUGCCAGGGCCCGUCCCGCCGGGGCAGUAUCCGCCACCAAACAUGCCCUUUCCAGAGCUUCCAAGACCUUACGGAGGUCCAACAGAGCCGGCGGCGCCUCCUGCUCCCGUUGGGCCAUGGGGAUCCAUGCCCUCCGGAGCAUGGGGACCAACAAUGGGAGGGCAGUAUCCUGCUCCCAGCAUGCCAUAUCCACCCCCAGGGCCAUAUUCCGCUCCUACCCAGACUCCGGGGGCCGCGCCGACGGUGCCGUGGGGCACGGUCCCGCCUGGAACGUGGGGACCUUCACCGCCAGGGCCAUUUCCUCCACCCACAGGAUCAUAUCCAGCUCCAGGACUGUAUCCUACGCCCCCUAAUCCUUUUCAAGUGCCAUCCGGCCCUGCUGGUGCUCCGUCAAUGCCUGGUGGUCCCCAUCCUUACCGCUGAACACGUUCUGGGCAACAAAAUACUGUAGUUUUCCACCUUCAUCCACUACUUACAGAGAUUUUUACAGUUUUUGUUUCAGUAAUGUUUGGGGCUGUGAAGAGUAUUGCCUCUUGUAUGUGCAUCUGAGGUAUGAAGGAGCAGUUUACAUCAAUUUACCUUGCUCAUGCGCUGGCAUAGUUGUUUGGUUUAAUAAAGCGAAUUUACAAAGAGAAGAAAUCAACUAACAUCUGUGGUUCUUACCUUGGCAAGCAUUCCUUGGAAACAAACAAACAAACAAACAAACAAAACUAAAAGAAAAACGGGAGUUGCCAUGUAAGGAUUGUAAAGAAUCAGGCCUGUGGAGUUUAAAAAAAAAAAAGUUAAUUCUUAAAUUUCCAUUAAUGCUUUAAGUCUUGUCGCCAGACUCGCCGCUGGCGACCGAACGGAUGGAUGGUCAUGUUUUGUCUACUUUCAGGUGUAUUCCAAAAAUGUCAAUAAAUUAAGGUGUUUCAGCAUUUUAGGCAAGAAACCGAAUUCCUGAACGUGCUACAGUAACUCUUCUAACGAGACAGAGCAUGUUGAACUCCACGGUUUUCUCUCAGCAUUUUGUACAUACUCAAACCAAUUCCUCGGGUCUGGGACUACGGAGGAGGAGGAGGAGGAGCCGCGUUGGAGACCCUUUUGGUGUGACCUGUCAGCACCGGGGGUGUCGGUGCUCCCAAACAGGCCUUUUCUGUGCAAGUGGAAUAACCUGGAUGUGCAGUUUAAACUUUGAAUCAGCAAAAAAAAAAAAGAAAAAAAGGAAGAAAAAAAAAAAGUGAGGUUCUUUUGUUUUGUGCAUGCCGAUGAGGACGUCCCGUUGCCGGUUCUCAUUCCGUGGUGGUUGGAAAGUUUGGCUUGGUCCGUGUAAAGAGAAACCCGUCCCCUCGUAGGUACUUCCCUGUUUCUGGUCAUUUCAAAUUCUGACUCUGGGGCUGCUGGGCUGUUGUGCAAACCCAGCCAGGCUUUUUCAGAUCCCUGGAAACUGAAAUUGAGCUUAAAAGGUGAAAAAAACCCACCCUGACCAUCCCCUUCCCAGCAGUUUUUGUCACGACGGUUCCGUCGGCUACAGAGAUCCUUGUUGAGGACGAGGUGGGGGAAGCGUCUCCCUGGGGCCCUGCUGAAUGUUAUCCUGGGAGCAGCCCCCUGUUCUCACCUGGGUGUGUGCAUACCUCACGGAGUCAGUGGAAUUUGGGAGAGAUGGAAUGUCAGGAAGCCUGUGCACUGCUGUGCAGCUGCCCCCCCCUCUCUCCGAAGGGGCGCUGCCGUGAGUUCUCGUGUCCUUGCCAUAUCCAAGGGGUUUGCCAAGACACAGCCACGUGUCAGCCAGGAGUCCUGGCCCUCUUGGUGGUACUUCAUGGCCUAGGCUUGGGCCACACACAGUUUGUGUCACCCCCAGCUGGGGGGAAAUCUCCUAACUUAGCCUCUGUGGGUAGAAUUAGGAACAGAUCUUCGCUUCACAUGGUAGCUCAUUAGGGAGUCUUCGUAUCAUGGAACUGUGACAAUGAGUUUAAUUUCUCUUCCAGUACCUUCGUGGCUUCCUGCAUGCGUGUGGUGGGCAGCUUAAAAACACGUGGGGGUGACCUGGUGGUGACUCUUGGUGGUAGUUGCAGCCUUUAUUGCAAAUUCCUACAGUAUUUAUGCAGGAGGAAGCAGCCAGCUGAGCUAUGCCUGUUUAAAUCUGAUGUCAUGAAAGCUGAUAGCAAAGGAAUGUGAUUUUUGGUUUUUUUUUUUGGUUUUUUUUUUAUUUUAGGAAGACAAUACUGGAGCUGAACAAAAAUACUUUAAAACCCAGCAACGUAACCUUAGGAAUAGGAACCAAAAGUCCAAGUCUCCACUAACCUUAAACAAACCCCAGUUGCCCCCACCCCACCCCAAGCAGUCUUGGCUUAGAACCUUGGCAAGACUAACUAAAAACUAACAUAAGAAACAUGGACUGCAUUUGCUGAAGUGCUUUUUUUUUAUUAUUUUUAUUUUUGAUACCUGCAGCCUUAGAGUAUGAAUCGAUGUAAUGAAAACACAGUUAUUCCAAAUGAGUGGAUCAUGCAGUAGCAGCACUCCAGCUGGAAUUGCACUGGCCGUAUGUCUCUGCAGGGAAUGGGAAGAGGUAGGAAAGGGGAAAGCAAAAGUAGCAAGUAAUGCUUUUUUUGGAAAGGGGUUUUGUUAAAAGUAACUAGACUUCUAGGUUCUUCCUGAAAAAUAGGCAGGAUUUAUUACUGGAACAUUUAGGCUAAAAAUUCAAUAUAUAUGGGAUGUUUUUCAAUGUAUAUUCGUAUUUCUUGAGGUCAUGGAGAACUGUUUCAUAACCCCUUCGUUUUUGUGAGCAGAGUUCUUUGCAUAGCAGUGAAAAGGGUAUUUCCUGUUGAAUCUAUUGUGUAAAAAACUCAAGGUGUCACUUAAUAUGCCGUGUAGUAACUUUAUCACAUGUUUAUGUCAAGUGUGAGCAACUUCUGGCCUGAAGCUUUCGCAAUGGAAUUUGUACAUUUCUAUGCAUCGUUUUGAGUUCAACUGCUGAGAAGUUCGUUUUUGACUUGUGCUUUGAGGUUGACAUACUGCGUUUGUUUACAACACAGAAUAUAAGCAAUCACAUCUUUAAAAGUAUAGAUUAUCACCUGCUGCUGUAUUUUCUUUAGAGGAAACGAAAAUAUUGCUGUACGAUAGUGAGAAGCUAUAAAUACAGGAUUUGAUAUUUUUUUGAAAAUGCUGUCACUUUUGUAUAAGAUUAGACAUUAAACGUAUUUUCAAGACUGUUGUGUUCACUUGUUUCUCAAUUCCUGCUUUUGACAUGCCUGUGUAGACUUUUUGCCUUGAAUGAAUAGUAAAAAUAGGACAUCCUUGAUUUUGCAAAGCCUGAAUAUAAAAUCAGAAUUACUUGA
Myiozetetes cayanensis is the source of this 4122-nucleotide messenger RNA. RefSeq names its product mitogen-activated protein kinase 1 interacting protein 1 like (gene MAPK1IP1L). The transcript has 4 exons. The record is from RefSeq and is a predicted model, not a curated record. Lineage: Eukaryota; Metazoa; Chordata; Aves; Passeriformes; Tyrannidae. Bases 479 to 1228 code for a protein of 249 amino acids.